AUGAGCCGGCGUCGCAAGCACGUGCGCAACCUCGUGGACGAGGCGCUGCCCGAGCUCACCGAGGGCGACGAGGUCUGCAGGGUGACCGAGCUGCGGGGCGGCAACCAGGUCGAGGUCGAGAAGGCGGACGGCGCGUCGACGCUUAUUCGCAUCCCCGCCAAGUUCUCGAAGGUGCUGUGGGUGCGCAAGGGCACGCACGUCCUCGCGCACAUCGAGCCGAACCUCCCGGACGACGUCAAGGUGACGGGGGAGUUGCUCAGGGUGUUGUACAAGGCUCAGAUCCGAGAGAUGAGGAAGGACGGGACGUGGCCGCGAGCGUUCGACGAUUUAAACGACGACGCGAUGGACGACGACGUCGCGGACGGCGGGGGGGCGCACGGGGUGGACGUCCAGCGGGGAGCGUUGGAGGGGCUGUCCAUCGGGGCCGAUGGGAGCGGCGGGGGGGACGAUUGGAGCGACGACGACGACGACGAUUUGCCGCCGCUCGCCGAGAACCGGAAUAGGAGGCCGCUCCGAAGGGAGGUACAGUCCAGCUCCGAGAGCGAGGACGGGGAGGAGAACACAGAGGGCGACGACAGCUCCGACGAGGAGUGA
Micromonas commoda is the source of this 594-nucleotide messenger RNA. RefSeq lists its product with no specific name. The transcript has 2 exons. Bases 1 to 594 code for a protein of 197 amino acids. NCBI's taxonomy places the organism in Eukaryota, Viridiplantae, Chlorophyta, Mamiellophyceae, Mamiellales, Mamiellaceae. The record is from RefSeq and is a predicted model, not a curated record. Gene Ontology annotation, cellular component: nucleus. Gene Ontology annotation, molecular function: RNA binding; translation initiation factor activity. Gene Ontology annotation, biological process: translational initiation.